GUCCACAGUCGCACCUCUUCUCGCUGCUUCAAGGUAAGCCCGCUCUGCCUGGCGCUGGCUCACACAGGGAGGGCCAAGUCAAGUCUAACAGGACAGUUUUCAGUACCAGAACCAUUUAUUUGUGAUUCAAAAACAUCCUUGUCUGUGGCACAACGGUAAAGCAAUACUUAAGCUCCAGGCUCCAGGCUCCAGGAUGCCCCUGCUGGACUCGUGCUGCCGUUGCGGCUCCCUGAGGACGGGCACCAUCGUCAGCGGCGCGCUGGGCAUCGUGAUCGGCAUCGUGACGAUGAUCCUGGUGCUCGUGACGAAUGUCAAGUUCAAGACGGUCAUCCUGGACUUCCUGCCCAAGGAAGUGUUGAAGAUCAUGCUGGCGGUGAGUCUGUUCAUGACGGCGGUCAUCUCGGCCCUGCUGAUCUUCGGAGCCGCCAAGAGGAACAAGUUCCUGAUGCUGCCGUGGGUGGUGCUGGCCUUCAUGCUGUCCAUCGGCAUCCUGGUGACCAUCAUCUGGGCGGCGGUGGUGUCCUUCAUCGAUGGCUUCGCCCUGCAAGGAGCCCUCAUCCUCUUGUUCGGCCUGCUGGGGCUGGGUGUGUACGUGUACAUGUGGAUGGUGGUGUACAGCUACUUCCAGCUGCUCAUGGAGGAGGGGGGCCGCGGCCCGUACGGCAAGCCCGCCUACUGGAGGUAGAGCGAGCGCGGUGGUAGGGCGUUCGCUGCUCGCCCCACGGGCGCCCUGCUGCAUCGCAAGACCAGCUCUAACUCUCCAGUGACUCCACACGCGGUCCAUCCAGCACAGACAGGCGUGGCAGGGGGGUUCACAUGAUCCCCCAUGAUUAGAGACUGGAAAAAAUUCGCGCUUUUGAUGACCUCUAGGAUAGACUCCACAAUCCCCUGCAUACUCAGGCAAAUGCCACCUGAUCAUUGGUUACCAACUCGUGACACGUGUCAACUGGGACGCUUGCGAUUCGAUACUUUUUUGGUUAAAGUUUUUUUCACUGGCUCAAAGUCCUUCAGAUAAACUUUGAGCCAAUCAGAGAAGCAAUAUAAAGGUACAGUUGUUUGGAUUCUAUCGUAUCGUGAAAUGAAUCCGCGAAUUUUUACUGUCUCUACCUAUAAUCUGCCGUAAGGGUCAGAUUAUCAGAAGGGAUAAGCAGUAAUGUUCAUAGGUAUCAUACAACAUAUUAUUUCCUCACAAAAGAUAUAUUUUAUAACAUUAAAAUUAAAUUUAAAAAAAUGUUUAUAUAGUGUAUAGACUACAAAAAUUUUCAGUAAGCCUUAAUUUUUUUUUAAGGCAAAACUAAAUUUUCCUUCAGUGAUAUGAAAAUUGCUAGUAUUUAUUUUAAUUUAAAACACUUGUAUGGAAAGAAAAUUUGUUUUCAACCUUGGAAUUAUAUCUCCAACGACGAAAAACCUCCCGCCACCCCUAAACACAAAAGUUUCAGACACUUUCAUGUGGUAUUGCAGAAAUGUAUCAUUGUUCCAUGAAGUUAAUGUUACAUGUCUUGAAUGUAUCUGGAAAAAUUGUGCGCUGUUUGGGUAGGAUGUUGUUAGCCGCACAGUGGAUGGAUCGAGAGCACCUCUAGAAAACCAGGGAGCUAUGCCGUAACGUGGAGCGCUAGUUUCUUCCGUACACCGGCGGGGAAAAAAACACUAACCUGCUUCUGCUUGCACAUGAGGACAUUCUGCACAUGCUUAGCGGAGAGCGGUCAAGAGAGGUAAAUGUGCUGUCUACAACACUGUGUUUGGGUGCCUCCGAAUACUUCAACUAUACCGAGCAAGUGCAAGGAACAAGAUUACAUUAUACACACGCAGCUAAACAAUUUACUGGAGAGGCAUCUGAAUGCUAACAAAUUUUUCAUGCCAAAUUUAAAAGUAAAAAAAAUACAAAUCUGGUAGGGAAAAAAAACACAUUUUUUUUAAAAGGCAUUUUAACAUUGUUUCAUCAAAACUAAUUGCAAUACAAUGUACAAAGUGAAAAAAAAAAGUGAAGAAUUAUGAAGUUCAAAAAUAUAGACCACAUUGUUUUUUUGGUUCCGAUUAAUUUUACUUAAAACUUUCAUCAAAAACUUUAACCAGUUAAGCAUUAUAUCACAUUUAGUAUUAUUUAUUUUUUAAUAUAAAUUAAAAUUAUUUGUAGCAAUAAAUUUUCAAUUCUGAUCAUGAUUAUGAAUGUUCCUUUUUUAUCUGCAAAGAUUAUUUAAUGUUUAAUUAAAUAAUGUUGAUGAUCUACACAGUAAUUCAAGUAAAAUUUGAUUUACGCAUUCUAUUUAGUUUGUAAAUUAUUUAACAACAUAAAAUAAAAUGUUUUAAAAUGAAAUAUGAAUGAAUCUACUCAUUUCUAAAAUUUGAUGCAUUCUUUUUAAAGUGACAUUAGAAUGUAGUGGUUGUAUGUGAUGAAAGAGAUUAAGAACUGUUUAAAUAUUUAUGUUUGCUGCAGCUUCCUUCUUUAAUUUUAACUGCCCGUAUUUUCAAUGUAUCGCUUAUACUUUGAUCAUGCAAUUUGAUGCAAAUAACAAUCCAAGUUUGUAUUGUGACUAAAUAGCCUUGCACAUUGUAUGAAUUACCUAUAAUAUGAAGUUAUUGUUUAAUGUAUUUAAUUUAUGGAAUUCAUGCAAGUUGAGUAGACUUUGCAUAUCAUUGUAUCUUCAGUUAUGUUGUUGUUUAUAUGUACCUAGCAGUAUUUGUAUAGUAUUUUUUGCAUAGUAGGUAUAUCUUAAUGUUGUUUUUAGUCAUGAAUGUUAUUUUGUUGAAGAGAAUUGCCAUAUUUUUACAUAUGUUUGUUAUAUUUUAGUAUUUUGUAAUUUAUUAAUUAUAAAGCUUUAUUCUGACUAUCAAUAACCAUUAUAUGGUUUAUAAACAAAUAAACAUGUUUAUAAUUUAACCAAAUAUUGUAAAUAAAUUUUUAAAUGUUGUAUGAAUUUCUUCUUUAAAACCCAACUCUGGUGGUGGGUGUUUGUGUCGGCUCGAAAAGCACAAGUGAAUUAUUUGCGAUUAUUGACUCUUUUGAAAUAAAGUGAAAACAAAACCCAAAAAAUUUAUAAUAUUCUCAAGAUAUUGAAAUUAAAAAAAGGGGAGUUGUCUGU
Bacillus rossius redtenbacheri is the source of this 3080-nucleotide messenger RNA. RefSeq lists its product as uncharacterized. The coding region runs from base 194 to 685 and encodes 163 amino acids. The transcript is spliced from 6 exons. The record is from RefSeq and is a predicted model, not a curated record. Lineage: Eukaryota; Metazoa; Arthropoda; Insecta; Phasmatodea; Bacillidae.